This is a messenger RNA of Onychostruthus taczanowskii (white-rumped snowfinch), 2219 nucleotides long. RefSeq lists its product as uncharacterized. Gene Ontology annotation, biological process: peptidyl-threonine phosphorylation; peptidyl-serine phosphorylation. The coding region runs from base 192 to 2093 and encodes 633 amino acids. The transcript has 9 exons. NCBI's taxonomy places the organism in Eukaryota, Metazoa, Chordata, Aves, Passeriformes, Passeridae. Gene Ontology annotation, molecular function: protein serine/threonine kinase activity; ATP binding. The record is from RefSeq and is a predicted model, not a curated record.
UCUGUCCCCCCCGUGUCCCCCCCUCUCCCCGCGCUGUCCCCGCGCUGUCGCCGCGCAGGUGACAAUCCCGGCGGGGCGGUGGCACCGCGGGCACGGGAAACUCUGAGUCACAACCGCGGGGCCAGCGGGGGGGACACGGACAGGGGACAGCGGGGACACCUGGGGACAGCCACAGCGCCCGGACACAGGCCAUGGACGCCCCCUCGGAUGAAGGUGACGAUGAUGAUGAUGAGGAGUCGGUGGCGCAGGCUCAGCAGCGCCUCCUGCAGGCCAUGGAUGCUCCCUCAGAGGCUGCUGAUGGUGAUGAUGAUGAUGAUGAUGAUGAUGAAGGUGAUGAUGAUGAUGAUGAGGAGGAGGAACCUGUGACACAUGCUCAGGAGCACCUCCUGCAGGCCAUGGAUGCCCCCUCAGAGGCCGCUGAUGAUGAAGGUGACGAUGAUGAUGAUGAGGAAUCUGUGACACACGCUCAGCAGCACCUCCUGCAGGCCAUGGAUGCUCCCUCAGAGGCCGCUGAUGACGAUGAUGAUGAAGGUGACGAUGAUGAUGAUGAGCAGUCAUUGGUGCAGGCUCAGGAGCGCCUCCUGCAGAUCAUGGAUGUCCCCUUGGAGGCCACUGAUGAUGAAGGUGACGAUGAUGAUGAUGAGGAGUCGGUGGCACAGGCUCAGGAGCGCCUCCUGCAGGCGCUGAUGGCUCGCACAGACCGGGCGCUGCCCCGGCGGGCGCUGGAGCGGGACUGGGACGUACUGGGAGAGCUGGGCAGCGGCUCCUACGGGCGCGUGCUGCUGGCACGGCCCCGGCAUGGAGGUGCGCAGGUGGCUCUGAAGCUGCUCUCCAAGGAGCGCACGCCCAGGUGGGGCUUCCUGCGGGAGUUCUGCACUCACCUGUGCCUGCGGGGGGCACUCACCUGCGUGCAGGUGCUGCCGCUCGCCUUCGAGACCCCCACAGAGUUCGGCUUCGCCCAGGAGCUCGCACCUGCCGGGGACCUGUGCGGGCUGCUCACACCUGGGGUGGGUCUCCCGGAGCCGCAGGUGAAGCGCUGCGCCGCCCAGGUGUGCUCGGCCCUGUCUUACCUGCACGGCCACGCCCUGGUGCACCGCGACCUGAAGCUGGACAACGUGCUGGCCUUCGACCGCGAGUGUCACCUGGUCAAGCUCGGCGACUUCGGCCUGACGCGCGUGCAGGGCUGGCAGGUGCGCCCCGCCCCCGGCCCCGCCCCUUACGCCGCACCUGAGCUGCUGCACCUGCGGGCAGGUGAGGCGCGGCAGCGGCGGCUGGAGCCCGCGGCGGACACCUGGGCGUUCGGCGUGCUGCUCUUCGCGCUGCUCACCGGCGCCUUCCCCUGGGCCUCACCUGCGCGCUCCGACCCCGCCUUCCGCCGCUUCCGGGCGUGGCACGGCCGCACCUGCGCAGGUGAGGCGCUGCCGCGGCCGCCUCGCACCUGGCGGGGGCUGGGGGGGGCGGGGCUGGCGCUGCUGCGGGGGCUGCUCCACCCCCAGCCCGCGCGGCGCUGCCCACCUGGAGAGGUGCUCAGGUACCUGGGCGGGGCCUGGGCGGGGCAGCGGGGACAAGUGAGGGGCGCGGGGGAGGGGGGACAGGUGAGCUCUGCAGGUGAGGGGGGACAGGUGAGCCCCACAGGUGAGAGUGGCCAGGUGAGCUCUGCUGAGGAGGGGAGCCAGGUGAGCUCUGCUGGUGAGAGCUGGAGCAGCCAGGUGAGCCCCACAGGUGAGGGGGGACAGGUGAGCUCUGCAGAUGGGAGCAGCCAGGUGAGUCCCACAGCUGAAGGUGAGAGCAGUCAGGUGAGCCCCACAGGUGAGGGGGGACAGGUGAGCCCCGCAGGUGAGAGUGGGAGUGGCCACGUGGCUCUCUCAGCUGAGAGCGGCCAGGUGAGCCCCACAGGUGACUCUGAAUCCCCCAGCUGUGAGGUGGGGACACCUGGACGGGUGAGGGGAACACCUGGACGUGGGUUAGAGACACCUGGACGGGUGAGGGGAACACCUGGACGUGGGUUAGAGACAGCUGGGCAGGUGAGGGGAACAUUUGGAGAUGGGCUGGGAACACCUGAAGUGAGAUGGAAACACCUGGAGAUGGGAUAGAGACACCUGGGAGGGGCUGGAAGCACCUGGAGAGUGAUGGGCACACCUGGGAUGGGCCCAGCACACCUGGACAGGUGACGGGCACACCUGGGAUGGGCCCAGCACACCUGGACAGGUGAUGGGCAC